This is a messenger RNA of Phymastichus coffea, 1097 nucleotides long. RefSeq lists its product as uncharacterized. The record is from RefSeq and is a predicted model, not a curated record. The transcript has 5 exons. Bases 1 to 621 code for a protein of 206 amino acids. NCBI's taxonomy places the organism in Eukaryota, Metazoa, Arthropoda, Insecta, Hymenoptera, Eulophidae.
AUGCUUUCUGAUAAGCCAAUUGUUAAUAAAAUUAGAAAGUCACACUGUCAGCUUGAUAACACCUGUAGCAAAGCAUUUGGGCAAUGUGAAUACAAAUGUAAAUAUGUAAAUACAAAAGAGAACAAAAUAAAAAAUUUUGACAGAUUCGACAAAAAUUUUCCCUACAAUUGCUUUGUAGCCAAUGGUCAAAAUGAGGAUGGAGAAAUAAUUUAUGAACCUGCAGUAGUUUUGGGGACAUCAAAUUCUUUAACUGAACUCCAAUCUCGAAGUACCAGAUGGCCAAAACCCAACCAAAGGCGAAGUGAUGUUUUAAAUCAGCUAGCUAAAGAAGGUAUGAAUAAUGAAGAGGAAGUUGUGAAUAAACCAAAAUCAAAACGUAAAAAAAAUAUAGACAAUGUACAGAGGAGCCCAAAAAAUAACAAUGUACCUUUAGCACCGGACUUUGCCAGUACUUAUGAAGCUGCAGCAAUAAAAAUUUCGUCAAUGCAGAAAACUAAUUUGAAUUUUGAUUUAGAAGAAGAUCCUGAUAAAAAAAUUGACAUAGCAGAGGUUUUAAAAACCAAAGAAGAACAAAUAGCUAAAUUGCUGAAAGAAUUAGAAUCAAAAAGAGCAAAAAAUUGAUCCACACAUGCAUUGGUUUCUCCCAGCAUCAGCUUACGUGAUUGUAAGAAAAAAAUUCCUCUUGCUUCAAAGUCUGCUGCUGAGCAUCACAAAUCUCCACAUCCAUCGAUAUCAAGCUGUUUGAAUGAUGCAUUUCCAGAUGAAACUCACACCGAUAAAAAAAGAAAAACCAUAUCAACUCCAGAGAAUAUUAAAGUACUUCAGAAGAAUUCACAUUAUGUGAGAAAGACAAAAGAUGUGACUUACGAUUCGGAUGACUAUGCACUGUCUGUUCUUGAAAAACAUGAAAAAUUGUCAAGCUGGACAUCCACGGUUCGAGAGGAAAAUGGAAAGUCAAUAAAAAUUCACAUGUUCCAAAUCCAUUACGGAGUGUCUGUGCCAUACAAAAACUGGUGUAGUGCUCUGACGAAAGCUAAAACUGGCAAAGGAUUUUUGAGAGAACUGGUGCUACAUAUUUGGCCACUGAAAGAAUUUAU